Molecule: messenger RNA, 1042 nt
Organism: Larimichthys crocea (large yellow croaker)
Lineage: Eukaryota; Metazoa; Chordata; Actinopteri; Sciaenidae
Gene: chchd2
Product: coiled-coil-helix-coiled-coil-helix domain containing 2
Exons: 4
Coding region: 149-658 (169 amino acids)
Biological process (GO): positive regulation of transcription by RNA polymerase II; mitochondrion organization
Cellular component (GO): nucleus; mitochondrion
Molecular function (GO): sequence-specific DNA binding
Source: RefSeq, a predicted model, not a curated record
UGUCCGUCAUACCGGAAGUCACCCGAGAGACAAAUGAUGCAACACACGGAAAGUUCCGGAUCAGCCAAAGGUCGACGUGCGGAGCUAACCUGCUAACACGACUUCUUUAAUCCUCCACAAACUCACCGAAACACUCAGAGUCUGAAACAUGCCCAGAGGCAGCAGAAGCAGGACAUCCAGGAUGGCGCCUCCGGCCAGCCGGGCACCACCGUCCCCACCACCUAUGGCCAGGGCACCUCCUCCCUCCUAUGCCCCAGCUCCAGCGCACGCUGCUCCGUCUGCUGUGGGCGCUCCAGCUGCAGCACCCAGACAGCCCGGUAUGUUCGCCCAGAUGGCGACUACCGCCGCCGGAGUGGCAGUGGGCUCCGCAGUAGGACACACCAUCGGCCACGCCAUGACCGGAGGCUUCGGUGGAGGACACUCGGAGCCUGCCAAGCCUGACGUCACAUACCAGGAGCCAUACCCAGCUCAGCCCAUGUACCAGCAGCAGCCACAGUCCUCGUACUACCAGCAGGAGGCCCCUCAGCAGCAGCAGCAGGCCUGCUCAUAUGAGCUUAAGCAGUUCAUUGAGUGUGCCCAAAACCAGAGUGACCUAAAACUGUGCGAAGGCUUCGGAGAGGUGCUCAAGCAGUGCAGGUUUUCUAACGGUCUGUCGUGAGACCGAGACAAAAACUUGGAGAGCGAGGAGUGCACACAAACUGCAAUCUGGACACCGGGAGAGGGUGUAAUUCACAAGAGAUCAAUAGAACAUGAUAUUAUUUUGACAGCUGAUAACCAUCAAACAGCAAUAUUGUAACCAUUUCUCAGGACAGCGCUGCAGAGUUUGUAACAAUAGUCUUAUAAAUAUUGUUUAUAUUUUUUUUGUGUUGCAUGCUUUUGAGUUGAUUUUGGGUUGUUUUGCUUCAGUGCUAUUAAUUUGAAGUUCCUCCCAUUUAAAUAUCACCAGAUGAGCUUCAUUUAUCAGUCAUGAUAACUUGUUGGAUUAUGGACAUCUACAGUUUGUUUGCAACAAACAUAAUAAAGCACUUGACUCUUAAAAACA